AUGACCUACGCUGAAUCGACUCGAUCCGCCGUCGUCUACUCGUCGAUUGUGCCCCCACCACGUACACCUGUCGGUCCUUCCAUGUUGAAAGAUGGUGUGCGGAAAGGCUCCGCCCCCUUACAACCGAUACAACCGAAAAAUGGAAUAAAUAGUCUGGAUUAUUGGAGUAAAUCAGAAGACGAGAAAUCAGGGAUCACCUGCUAUUACAGUCGACACAAUAUUCAAUUUCCAUCGCAACGGCAGAUUAGUCGAAUGAAACAAACGCCUGGAAGGCCUACAAUGAAUGGAUUUCCGUCUACUUCAACUGCCCAAAACGGGAAUGGAGUAGUACGGUACCCACCGUUUCCACAGAACACUCCAGAAUCUGUGAUGAGUCCACCAGUGGGAAUCUACCGUAACGUGCCAGCAAUGCCACGUGCAAAACUGUCAAAAGACGAGAAAAACGGUGGUGUGAAACAACGGGAAGACGGUAAUCCAAAGAAUGUGGUGUGGGGUGGAUCAUCACGAAGAGAUGAUGAGAAUGGUGCCACGUCAGCAAUCACUCCGUUGAAUCCUUUUCCAGCAAGUGCAUCAAAUGAGAAGAAACGAUCAACUGCAAGAAGGAAACCGAGAUGGGCGCGCUGUUUUCAGACGCUCUUCUGCUGUGUCACACCGCCCAGAGAGAUCGAGAAAAUACAAUCAAACCAGCGAACGAACAGUACCAACAACAAUCAUCAGAAUGGAAGACCGUCGACACCGACGAAUGCGGGACCCCCAAUUCAGCUUAUCACACAGGUGCAUCGUGACGGAACGGUGACAGGACUACCGGCGACAAAUCAGAAUGGUCAGCCGAUUGGCCCAGCUGGUGAUGGAGUGACAACGUAUGAGAAGAUUGCCAAUGAUUCGAUUGGAACCAUCAACGAGAAGCCACUUCUACCCCCAUUGUUACCCCAAGAUAGCAAUAAAAAGUGUUUGGUGAUCGAUCUUGAUGAGACACUGGUGCAUUCUUCGUUCAAGCCCGUGAAGAAUCCAGAUUUCGUGAUUCCCGUCGAGAUUGAUGGUGUCGAGCAUCAAGUUUAUGUACUGAAACGACCGUACGUCGACGAGUUUCUCGCCAAAGUUGGCGAACAUUUCGAGUGUAUUCUGUUCACCGCGUCGCUGGCAAAAUACGCGGAUCCAGUCGCCGAUUUGCUGGACAAGAAGAAGGUGUUCAGAGGAAGACUCUUCCGUGAAGCGUGUGUAUUCCAUAAGGGUAAUUAUGUGAAAGACUUGAGUCGUCUAGGAAGAAAUCUGAAUCAAUGUCUGAUAAUUGACAACUCGCCAGCCAGUUAUGCAUUCCAUCCUGAAAAUGCGGUACCCGUCACGACGUGGUUCGAUGAUCCAGCUGAUACAGAGCUCCUGGAUAUUCUGCCCUCGUUGGAGCAUUUGAAUGGGUUCUCAAGCAUUUACGACCUGUAUCGCCCCGAAGAAGGACCACAAUCAGAGCUUCUGAAUCAUUGCUCAUGCUGA
Molecule: messenger RNA, 1488 nt
Organism: Caenorhabditis remanei
Lineage: Eukaryota; Metazoa; Nematoda; Chromadorea; Rhabditida; Rhabditidae
Exons: 9
Coding region: 1-1488 (495 amino acids)
Molecular function (GO): RNA polymerase II CTD heptapeptide repeat phosphatase activity
Source: RefSeq, a predicted model, not a curated record